Messenger RNA from Oryzias latipes (Japanese medaka), 1439 nucleotides. RefSeq names its product protein phosphatase 1 regulatory subunit 12B. Gene Ontology annotation, molecular function: enzyme inhibitor activity; phosphatase regulator activity; protein kinase binding. Gene Ontology annotation, cellular component: cytoplasm. The record is from RefSeq and is a predicted model, not a curated record. Lineage: Eukaryota; Metazoa; Chordata; Actinopteri; Beloniformes; Adrianichthyidae.
CUUCUCUUUCAUUCUCAUCUGGUAGGCAAAUUCCUAACAUCCCUUCAAGAUUACUCUUACAUUGUUGACUUCAGCUGAAGAGACAGACACCUGAUUUCGUGUGCACUGGAAACUAUUUUAACCCUUCCUCACCUUGCUGAAACUGCUUUGCUUUAAAACAAAAAGCGUUUUGUUGGUGCAAUUGCUCGUAUUGAAGCCGAUUGUAACUUGGGAGCAAUGUCAUCUCUGCUUUCUCAGAAAAAAGAUCAGCCGUGCCUCAAAAAGGAAUUUUAUGAUUCUAGUUCAACUUCAUCUACUGCCAACACCAGGAGCCAAAGGCAUGAAAGACUAUCCAGAUUGGGUCUUACCAGGACCGAAGUCCCAAAUGACUCAUCAACAAACCAUGCCGAGUCAUACUUCCUGCAGAGACAAAGGAGACUUUCUGCAAGAAAAAAGGCUGAAGAGGAGAGCAUGAACAGCGAGUACAAAAAGAUGUAUGAAAAGGCUGUAGUAACCAAUGAAAGACUCAAGUCCCGUCUGGAAACAAGUAAGCAGGACCUUGCAGUGAUUCAGGAGCAGCUGCAGACAGCACAGAACCAGAGGACUUGUGACUCAAGCUCAAAAAUGCUUGAAGCAGAAAAACAGGAAAGUUGGAGCCUUAAAAAGAGGAUAUCAGAUAUGGAAGAACAGUUAAAGGUUAAAGCAGAGCUGAAGAUGGAGAACCUUAAACUCAAGGAUGAGAAUGGAGCUUUAAUCCGCGUCAUCACAAAACUUUCCAAAUAAAAUGAAGAAAAUAAAAAAAUGAAACGAGUGGAAACCGAACCAAGAAAACAUCAAUAUACUGUAAAUCAUGUGGACAUUUAUAGACUAUCAAAAAACAGCAGUUUUUCUUUUCUAAUUUGUACAUUUGAGUGUGGUAAAUACACUGUAGGUGAGUGGGAGAAUUCAUUGUAUCAAAGUCUGAUUGCUCAUUAGCUCAGCUGGUUGAGUGAAGGAGAAUCUGUGCAGAGAACGUCACCUCAUGUAGUUCUUUUGCUGCUUUCGUGUAGAAAUAUCAUAAAAAUUUUGCUUGUCUGCUGUCCACCAAACCGUAAAAUAGAAAUGUUUGAAAUCUAAUAACUAACCUGCUUUUUACGCAUUUUACAGUUUAUUACAUGUUUAUGUACAUUCACAACACAAGUAUUUAAUGAUGUUAGUUUGUUUGUGCUUUGUUCACUUUGCUAAUUGCACUGUUUAUCUACAAAGAGAGCAUUCCACUGCAGCAUUUAAGAAGAACAUCUAAAAUAAAUAUAGAAAUAUAAAUAUACAUAAAUGUAACAUCAGAACUACUUACAGGAACCAAUAUUAAAUUACUUGUAAUAAAUGAGGAAUAUGACAGUAAUAUAUUCUUUGUAAUUGGUAUUUUAAGUGCACUAAUUUGUUAGUAUUUUUGUUAAAUAAAGUCAUUUUUAUUAUAUAAA